ACCUGGGCACUUCGCCGAUCUCUCACCCAAAGAGAAUAAUCGAAUCCUGAAGAAUCAAAACAACAGAUUUUUUCCAGUAAAUUUCCUUGGAAGAUAUUUAGUUGAAUGGACUUGUUAGAUGCAAACUUGGAGCUCAAAGAAAUUCAAAAGCUUCAAGGCCACUCCGAUAGGGUUUGGAGCCUCGCUUGGAAUCCCGCCACUGCUUCCGCCGAUGUACCGGCGGUUUUCGCUUCUUGCAGUGGAGAUAAGACCGUUCGAAUCUGGGAGCAGAGUCCCUCCACUCGCUUCUGGGACUGCAAGGCUGUCUUAGAAGAAACACAUACUAGAACGGUAAGAUCAUGUGCUUGGUCACCUUCAGGGAAAUUGUUGGCCACUGCUAGCUUUGAUGCUACCACUGCCAUAUGGGAAAAUGUUGGGGGCGACUUUGAAUGCGUUUCCACUUUAGAGGGUCAUGAAAAUGAAGUGAAAAGUGUAUCUUGGAAUGCAUCGGGUUCUCUUCUUGCGACAUGUGGGAGAGAUAAAACUGUAUGGAUUUGGGAAGUCAUGCCAGGGAAUGAGUUUGAGUGUAUUCAAGUUUUGCAAGGCCAUACUCAAGACGUGAAAAUGGUUCGAUGGCAUCCAACCAUGGAUAUUUUGUUUUCCUGUAGCUAUGAUAACACCGUCAAGGUUUGGUGGUCAGAGGAUGAUGAUGGUGAUUGGAGCUGUGUACAGACUUUAGGUGAAUCUAGCCAUGGUCACAGUUCCACCGCUUGGUCACUUGAUUUUAAUGCUAAGGGAGACAAGUUGGUAACUUGUAGUGAUGAUCUCACCCUGAAGAUAUGGAAAGCAGACGUACCAACGAUGCAGUCAGGAGAUGGUUAUGCACCCUGGAAUCAUCUGUGCACUCUUUCAGGUUAUCAUGAUCGAACAAUUUUUUCAGUUCACUGGUCAAGAGAGGGAAUUAUUGCCAGUGGAGCUGCUGAUGAUGCUGUACGGUUGUUUGUACAGGGAAAAGAUGGUUUGAUGAAUGAACCUUCAUAUCAAUUGCUAUUGAAGAAGGAGAAGGCCCAUGACAUGGACAUAAAUUCAGUACAAUGGUGCCCUGGGGAAAAGCGUCUCCUUGCUUCUGCUAGCGAUGAUGGGACAAUAAAGGUGUGGGAGCUGGCAACUUUGUCGUGAUCAAAAUUUCUCAUUUCGGGAAUCCGUAUGAUUGCGGUGUGGAUAAUUAUAUAUUUAGGAAACAUGGUUGCAAUAAUAGUCGAGCAGAAUUGUGGUAUAAUUGCAAAAUUCGACAACUUUAGCCAUCUUCUCGUCAAAAUCUGAUUGUUUAGGCGGCCAGUUCUUUUUUACUGAUCUGAAACAUGAAUUUUUGUUCGUAUAACUAUGAAGCAAGCCGAUGUUAGGAAAUAG
Molecule: messenger RNA, 1389 nt
Organism: Hibiscus syriacus
Lineage: Eukaryota; Viridiplantae; Streptophyta; Magnoliopsida; Malvales; Malvaceae
Product: protein CIA1-like
Exons: 10
Coding region: 106-1158 (350 amino acids)
Biological process (GO): iron-sulfur cluster assembly
Cellular component (GO): cytosolic [4Fe-4S] assembly targeting complex
Molecular function (GO): protein binding
Source: RefSeq, a predicted model, not a curated record